Molecule: messenger RNA, 1268 nt
Organism: Batrachochytrium dendrobatidis JAM81
Lineage: Eukaryota; Fungi; Chytridiomycota; Chytridiomycetes; Rhizophydiales
Product: bifunctional (2E,6E)-farnesyl diphosphate synthase/dimethylallyltranstransferase
Exons: 7
Coding region: 45-1142 (365 amino acids)
Biological process (GO): trans, trans-farnesyl diphosphate biosynthetic process
Cellular component (GO): cytoplasm
Molecular function (GO): (2E,6E)-farnesyl diphosphate synthase activity; dimethylallyltranstransferase activity
Source: RefSeq, a predicted model, not a curated record
CUGUUACCCGCUAUCCACUCCAUCACAACCUCACUCGCUCCGCAAUGCUACUCUCUCAGCAAGCCGAUCUUAAUACUAAUCAACAGCUGGCUAAAAAAAUCAAGCUGGCUAGGACUGAACGUGAUUCCUUCAUGGCUACUUAUGAUGUUAUUUCCAAGGAUCUUCUUGAUGGUUUGGCCUUGUAUAGACUGCCAGAGAAUGGCAAGCAGUGGAUCCGCAACAUGUUGGAUGCUACAGUUCCUGGAGGCAAGAUGAACCGUGGGCUCACUGUUCCUUCCGCUCUUGAAUCAAUUUUGAAGAGAGAACUUACAGCUGAUGAGCUUUUCCAAUCACAAGUUCUUGGAUGGUGUAUUGAGUUUUUGCAAGCAUUCUUUUUGAUCUCUGAUGAUAUCAUGGACGGAUCGCUCACACGUCGUGGCCAACCAUGCUGGUACAAAAAAGAAAAUGUUGGUAUGGUUGCCAUCAACGACAGUUUUAUUGUCGAGGCAGCCAUCUAUCAGAUGCUCAAAAAGUAUUUUAAAACUCAUCCUGCCUAUGGUGAUUUUCUUGAACUCUUUCACGAGGUUACCUAUCAGACCGAGCUUGGUCAGCUUAUGGACUUGAUCACUGCCCCUGAAGGCGAUGUCGAUCUUGACCGUUUUUCAAUUGAAAAGCAUGCUUAUAUUGUUGAAUUCAAAACUGCCUACUAUUCGUUUUACCUUCCAAUUGCUCUUGCUAUGCGUCUUGCUGGAAUCACCGAAGAGCGUGCAUAUAUUCAGGCCCGUGAUGUUCUCCUUCCUCUUGGUGAAUAUUUCCAAGUUCAGGACGACUAUUUGGACUGUUAUGGUACUCCUGAAACCAUUGGAAAGAUUGGUACCGAUAUUGAAGACAACAAAUGUGGAUGGCUAAUUGUUCAAGCACUUUCUCGUGCUUCUCCCGAACAGCGUACACUUCUUGAUCAAUGCUACGGAAAAAAGAAUGCCGAUUCGGUAGCCAUUGUAAAAAACGUUUACAAAGAACUCGAGAUUGAGCGUAUUUAUCACGAGUACGAAGAAGAAAGCUACAAACGCAUUUCGGUGCUUAUUGAAAAGAUUGAAGAUGGGCUUAUUCCUCGUGAUAUGUUUGUGACCUUUAUGAACAGAAUUUACAAGCGCAAGGUCUGAGAUGCUUUUCCUCCAACUAUUCGGACUUGAUAUCGUGUAGCCAUUCAAAUGAUAUGCUCACUGUUUACGGUGAUCUCUCAAAAUGCACUCGGCAUUAUAUAAAUGAACGAAUUUCUGCAUUCUGAU